Messenger RNA from Euleptes europaea (tarantolino), 570 nucleotides. It is a transcript of the gene APOD, whose product is annotated as apolipoprotein D. The transcript is spliced from 4 exons. Gene Ontology annotation, biological process: brain development; tissue regeneration; lipid transport. Gene Ontology annotation, molecular function: cholesterol binding. Lineage: Eukaryota; Metazoa; Chordata; Lepidosauria; Squamata; Sphaerodactylidae. The record is from RefSeq and is a predicted model, not a curated record. The coding region runs from base 1 to 570 and encodes 189 amino acids.
AUGCUGGGACGCUUGGCGUUCGUGCCCUUCCUCCUGGGAUGUCUCCACGUGACCUGGGGGCAAACCUUCCACAUGGGGAAGUGCCCAGACCCACCUGUUCAGGAGGAGUUUGACGUCUCCAAGUAUCUGGGGAAAUGGUACAUGAUCGAAAAGCUGCUGUCAAAUCUGGAGAAAAGCGACUGUGUCCAGACAAAUUAUUCCUGGAAGGGGAACGGGAAGUUUAAAGUGGUGAAGAAAGAACUUCUCUCGGAUGGCACCGUCAAAGAGUCGGAGGGAGAAGCCUGGCAAAUGGAUCCCAACGAACCAGCCAAGCUGCAUGUCAAGUUUAACUGGUUCCUGCCUGCAGAGCCCCACCUGGUCAUCUCCACCGACUACAGCAACUACGCUCUGGUGUACUCCUGCGUGACUUUCCUCUGGUUCUUCCACAUGGACGACGCCUGGAUCCUGUCAAGGACCCCCCAGUUGCACCCGGAGACGGUGGAGCACCUAAAAGACAUCCUCCUGUCCUACGAGAUCGGCACGGAGCGGAUGAGGCCCAUCGAGCAACUGAACUGCCCUGCCAACAUGUAG